GCAUACCACCAUGGAAUAUAACUUAUAUAUAUGAUAAUCAAACCAGACAUGCAAUAUCAAAAACAUCAAGAUUUAUAUUUGGAGCGGAUAAACCAGGCAAUAUGACAAUAUCAGAAGUGUGUCAUCAGAAUAAUGAAUGCUGUAGUUACCCAACGGAUUUAAUAGAAAUGAUUAAUGAUCUCCCGACUGCAAUUGUUUCAGAAGGUAAAGAAGUUAUUGAAGAUAUUAGAGAAGGCGAUAAAAGUGAAAUUAUAGUUGAUUUGAUUGGCACACCACCAUUUCAAUUUACUUAUACAAGGAGAGAAUUGUUGAUUGUUGGUGGUAAACGUAAACAAGGACGUGUUUUAGAAGUUAAAACUGUCACUAAUAUAAAUGAACACAAAUAUUCAAUUUACGCGUCACAAGAAGUAAUUCAUAUAGGUGAUCGCUAUUGUGAAUAUCCAAAAAAUGGUACCAAUAAUCUU
Molecule: messenger RNA, 464 nt
Organism: Entrophospora candida
Lineage: Eukaryota; Fungi; Glomeromycota; Glomeromycetes; Entrophosporales; Entrophosporaceae
Source: the annotation of a GenBank genome assembly